Pelobates cultripes (western spadefoot toad) is the source of this 699-nucleotide messenger RNA. NCBI's taxonomy places the organism in Eukaryota, Metazoa, Chordata, Amphibia, Anura, Pelobatidae. The record is from the annotation of a GenBank genome assembly.
AUGAGUGGAGUGGAUUUUAGAGGAGGUGUGGUAAAUUUUAAUGCUAUUACUUCAUCACUAGCUACACCUGAAAGUACCAGACUGGUAAUUCCUGCUUUGGACCAGCCCCGCCCACUUCCAGACUGGUACUUCCUGCUUUGGACCAGCCCCACCCACUUCCAGACUGGUACUUCCUGCUUUGGACCAGCCCCACCCACUUCCAGACUGGUACUUCCUGCUUUGGACCAGCCUCACCCACUUACAGAUUGGUACUUCCUGCUUUGGACCAGCCUCACCCACUUCCAGACUGGUACUUCCUGCUUUGGACCAGCCUCACCCACUUCCAGACUGGUACUUCCUGCUUUGGACCAGCCCACCCACUUCCAGACUGGUACUUCCUGCUUUGGACCAGCCCACCCACUUCCAGACUGGUACUUCCUGCUUUGGACCAGCCCCACCCACUUCCAGACUGGUACUUCCUGCUUUGGACCAGCCCCACCCACUUCCAGACUGGUACUUCCUGCUUUGGACCAGCCCCACCACUUCCAGACUGGUACUUCCUGCUUUGGACCAGCCCCACCACUUCCAGACUGGUACUUCCUGCUUUGGCCCAGCCUCACCCACUUCCAGACUGGUACUUCCUGCUUUGGACCAGCCCCACCCACUUCCAGACUCUUCCUGCUUCAGACCUGUCCAUCCUCAUGUAGUUACAAAUGUUGA